Elaeis guineensis (African oil palm) is the source of this 1625-nucleotide messenger RNA. RefSeq lists its product as uncharacterized. NCBI's taxonomy places the organism in Eukaryota, Viridiplantae, Streptophyta, Magnoliopsida, Arecales, Arecaceae. Gene Ontology annotation, molecular function: single-stranded DNA binding. Gene Ontology annotation, biological process: protein-DNA covalent cross-linking repair. The record is from RefSeq and is a predicted model, not a curated record.
UGAAUCUCUAAAUAUUUGUCUUGCACCAACGCAAGGAGGUCGUUGGAAAUAAUUUAUUUUUUUUAAUAACUCAAAAGAUGUUUUGCUCAGCUGCUUGGUGCAUUGAAAAUACAAUAAUUGAAACAUAGAAAAUAGAAGGGAGCCGCCGUUUCCCAACACGCGCCCCCAUUCCAUCGGUAGAACGAUACGCCACAAGUGUCGUCGGCGAAAGACGGUGGGAGCGAAAGAAAGAAGACGAUGUGCGGAAGGGCUCGUUGCACUCUCAACCCUGGCCUGGUCGCUAAGGCCUGCGGCCUCGCCGACGGCGGCGGCAACGCCUCCUCCGUCCUCACUCUCGAAAUGGACCGUUACCGCCCGUCGUAUAAUGUCUCGCCGGGGGCAUACCUACCGGUGGUGGCGGCGCGGAAGGAGGGGAAGGGUUCGGGACAAGGUCGAGAGGCCCCAGUCAUCCACUGCAUGAAGUGGGGCCUCGUUCCAAGCUUUACCAAGAAGACUGAGAAGCCCGACCACUUUAAAAUGUUCAAUGCUAGAUCAGAGUCAAUAAAGGAGAAAGCUUCCUUUCGCCGACUUAUUCCUACCAAUCGAUGCCUUGUGGCAGUAGAAGGAUUCUAUGAGUGGAAGAAAGAUGGAUCAAGAAAGAAGCCAUACUAUAUACAUUUUAAUGAUCACAGGCCUCUUGUGUUUGCUGCUCUUUAUGAUUCUUGGGUUAAUUCAGGAGGGGAGAUUCUUCACACUUUCACUAUUUUGACAACUCGUUCCUCAACAGCCUUGCAGUGGCUUCAUGAUAGAAUGCCUGUGAUCUUGCGAAAUAAGAGCUCCAUUGAUGUUUGGCUAGAAAAAUCUACACCAAAGCUUGAAGCGAUCCUUGGGCCAUAUGAAGAUUCUGAUCUGGUUUGGUACCCUGUGACCACUGCAGUCGGUAAACCAUCCUUCGACGGCCCUGAGUGCAUUAAAGAGAUAAAGCUGAAAUCUACUGGUGAAAAUCCAAUGUCCAAGUUCUUCUCGAAGAAAGUCGAUAAAAGCCAUUCCGAACCAGAACACAAGAAAUCAUCCAAUGAAUUUCCACAAACGGAUGCUUUCAGCAGUGUCAAAGAUGAACUCGAUGAUGCAGAAAUUGGAGAACUCACUAGGGAGGAAAAGAAUGGCAAGUCUGAUCACUUUGCGCUGGCCAAAAGCGAAACCAUUGAAUCAGAUGUUUGUGGUAUUAAACGAGAAUUUGAGGAAAUGGCAACUAAUUCUGUACCUCAGACUGAGACUGCAGUUGUCCUGCCUGCUAGUCCAGCGGAGAAGAAGGGAAAAAGUGUCAAGAGCACUGGUGAUAGACAAGCAUCGCUGCUUUCUUAUUUUGGUAAAAGAUAGAGCUUAUUGCAUCCGCACUAGCUCUUUUCGUUUUUCUGUGUAUGUUUCUGUUGCAUGUCUCAUAUGAAAUGGAAGUCUUUUAGUUUAUGGUGUGAAUCUUCCAUUGCUUUUAUAACAACUUGACCACUCAUGGAUGCUUUUUGUUGUUGUAACUGCCGCUAGGGCAUGCUUAUCAUACUUGUAAAGUUGAUCUAACCAAAGAAAAAAUUAACAGAAAAUCUGAUUUGAUAUAUGGACAUGUGAUCAGCUCACUGAGUUGUUGAUUA